Molecule: messenger RNA, 2012 nt
Organism: Conger conger (European conger)
Lineage: Eukaryota; Metazoa; Chordata; Actinopteri; Anguilliformes; Congridae
Product: octopamine receptor-like
Exons: 4
Coding region: 1-1203 (400 amino acids)
Biological process (GO): adenylate cyclase-activating adrenergic receptor signaling pathway
Cellular component (GO): membrane
Molecular function (GO): G protein-coupled receptor activity
Source: RefSeq, a predicted model, not a curated record
AUGAGCCUCUUCCUGAAGAACAGCACCUCCCUCCCCGCCAACCUCUCGGUGUCCUCGACCCUGCAGGGGGCGGGGCCUAACCAGAGCUGGGCGGGGCCCGAGGUGGCGCCCUCGCAGGUGGCGGUGGGCGUUCUCCUGACGCUCAUCGACCUGGUGACGUUUCUGGGCAACACGGUGGUGUUCGUGUGCCCCAUCGUGGAGCGGAGGCUGCGGACCGUCACGUACAUGUUCAUCAUGUCCCUCGCCAUGGCCGAUCUGCUGGUGGCCUGCCUGGUCAUGCCCUUCAGUAUAAUCUAUGAGGUGACGGGUAUGUGGUUGUUUGGGCAGCACUUCUGUAAGAUGUGGAUCUCAUUUGAUGUGCUGUUCUGCACCGCCUCCAUUGUGACCCUCUGCUUCAUCAGCCUGGACCGAUACUGUUCAGUCAUCUCCCCUCACCACUAUCCCCAGAGGAUGUCUCGCUCCAGAUGCAUCGUGAUGACGGUGACCAUCUGGGUUUACUCCUCCCUCAUCUCCUUCCUCCCGGUGAUGCAGGGCUGGAACGAGAUCCCGGGCCUGGCCUACGACCCUGGCCAGGACUGUGUCUUCGUCACCAACUGGGCAUUCGCCAUUGUGGCGUCCUCCCUGGCCUUCUACCUGCCCUUCCUCAUCACCUGCACCAUGUACUUCUUCAUCUACCGCGCCUCCAGGCUGAAGGCCACGCGAAUCGGCUCGCAGACCCUGGAGCUGCACUACCAUCCCGAGAGCCGCCGGCCCAACCACCUGCAGCUGGAGAACAAAGCCACGCGAACCAUGGCGGUGAUCAUCUCCGUCUUCGUCAUGUGCUGGCUGCCCUACUUCGUGCUGAACGUGGGGCUAGCGGCCGGGGGCUGGGGGGGAGAGAGGCCCCCACCCUUCGGCGUGACGCUCCUCUUCAAGGUCAUCACCUGGCUGGGCUACUGCAACUCCGCCAUCAACCCGGUGCUCUACGCCUUCCUGAACCGCGACUUCCAGAGGGCGCUGCGGCGGCUGCUCGUGUGUCGCCGGCGGCGACGGUCCGCGUCCGUGGACAUCGGCGAGGACAUGGUGUCCAUCGUCACCUUCUCUCGCACCGCCCAGGACCCCGAGUACGAUGGCAAGGCCACAGCAGUGCCGAACGGAGCGAUCAAGAACCAGCCUCCAAGAUGGCCGCCGACCGAACCGGCUACACGCCCACUGAAGCUGUGAAGAUGCACCCAAAAGCAGGGCGGAAUCCCAGAGUUCCCAGCGAAAUGAGUCCCAUUUCAGUCCUGUAUCCCAACGAACAAACAAUUGGGAUACUGUUAAUACUGAUAUUUUAGUUUCAGAAAUAAAUAGUAAAUAAAAAUGAAAAAUAUAUAUAUAAAAACUGAUUUCAUAACUUUGUCAAAGUAGUGGGAGCAUCUCUCUUCCAAAGGAUCUUGCACCCAGAAAAUGUGUUGACAAGACUGUGUUUUUUUAGUUCAUGAAUUAAAAUGGGAGGCACAAAAUAAAAGCAACAUGCAUUGGUCAGCGGUGGAGGAACAAUGUUUAGGUUGCAAGUGGGGGGAAAAAAGUGAGACAUAAGGUUCAAAUGCUGAUCCAGGACCACAUUUCCCCUUUACCACGGAGCCAGUUGUAAAAGGCAGUACUGACAUUCUAACCUCCAAGACCAUUUCCAUGGAAAUUAAAGAGGCUAGUCUCCCUGCUCGCUGUAUCCAAAGACCCAGGGUCACUGCCAUCUUCAGAGAAACCACAAACUGGAAUCAACAUGAAGCGUUGAAGAGAAAGAUACAGUGUCUCUGUAUGAGACACUCUCUACAGCUUCAGUAUUAAAGAACAAGACAAGAUUUCAUGUCCUCAUCUUUAUGUAACAAGAUGUGUUUUGGGAGGACACAUUAGUAGUUGCAGUUGUAUCUGUAUUUUUGUGUUGUGAUGAAAAGUAAAAUGAUUUUGCAAUGUGUCGAGAAUAUAUUCAUGAAUAGUUCAUAAUAGAUGGGUCAAUUUGAGGGCCUAUAUUAAAGUGUUGUGAAUGUCUA